CUCUAAGCAUGCUUGUGUGGAGAGUUUUUGUUGUUUCGCUCGUGGUGGAAUCGCUCCUUUUACUCUGCCACUCGACCGUCGCUCAGCAACACCGCAUUGUUUACUCCAGGGAUCAGCUGAUGGAGCUGAAGCCGGCCGGCUUGGCUACGGUGAGGGAGGAUAUACCUGCUGAACUUUGGAGGAAAACACACCGGGGUUGCAGAGGGAAAAGAUCGCUACGGCGGCGGAAAGGAGCGAAACACCGGAGACUUAUGGAGAGGAAGACAUUCAAGCCGUGUCUCCCAUCUAUCAUCAUGGGCAACGUGAGAUCACUGGGGAAUAAGAUGGACGAGCUUACAGCGCUAACCCGGAGUCAUCAGGAAUACCGGGAGUGUAGCCUGAUGAUUUUCUCGGAGUCAUGGCUACACACGGAUGUUCCUGACCACAAUGUUUCCACCGUGGGUUUCCACACUGUCCGGGCUGACAGGGACUGCACUAAGAGCGGUAAGCGUAAAGGAGGUGGGCUUGCUGUUUACGUGAACAACAGGUGGUGCAAUCCUGGUCACAUCACAGUCAAAGACCGCAUCUGCAGCCCGGAUAUUGAACUGUUAGCUGUGGGCCUCCGUCCUUACUAUUUACCCCGUGAAUUCUCACAUGCUAUUGUAGUGGCACUGCAGGGCUGUUUUGAGGUGACUGACUGGAAUGUACUCUGUGAGCCACAUGGAGAGGACAUUGAUGGGCUUACUGAGUGCAUUACAGACUACAUUAAUUUCUGUGUGGACGGCAUUGUCCCAGCAAGGACUGUGCGGUGUUACCCAAAUAACAAGCCUUGGGUAACAAAGGACAUCAAAGCCAUACUCAACCUGAAGAAGAGGGCUUUCAGAGGUGGCAACAGGGAGGAGCUGAGGGACAUUCAGAGGGAGCUGAGUGCAAAGAUCAAUGAGGCUAAGGACGGCUACAGGAGGAAGCUGGAGAGGAAACUCCAGCUGAAUAACAUGAGCGAGGUCUGGAGUGGUAUGAGGACCAUCACCGGUUACAGACCAACUAGCAGUGGAGCUGAUGGUAGUGUGGCUAGGGCCAAUGAGUUAAAUCUGUUCUUCAAUAGGUUUGACACUGCUGCCCUGGCCCCUGUUGGCUCUCCUGCUGACUGUCUCCAGCCACCACCACUUCUGACCCCCCCUCCUCCUCCUGAUAGCACCUCAUCCAACUUGGUGAGCCCCUCACACCCAUCCCCCACUCCUCACACCUCCUCUGGCUCCCAUGCUACCUGCCCUCCUCUCACUUUGGACUCCAACUCUCCCCCUCCUCAACCUGCACUCUUUACACCUCUACAUGUUAGGAGACAGCUGAGCAAACUCCCCGCCGGUAAGGCUGCAGGCCCUGAUGGUGUCAGCCCACGGGUUCUCAGAGCCUGCGCCGAACAGCUCUGUGGAGUGCUUCAUCGUGUCUUCAAAAUGAGCCUGAGCCUCCAGAGGGUCCCUGUGAUAUGGAAGACGUCCUGCCUCGUUCCAGUGCCAAAGAUGCCGCAACCCAGCGGUCUCUCGGACUACCGACCGGUGGCACUGACGUCACAUAUCAUGAAGACCCUGGAGAGACUUGUCCUGGAGCAGCUCAGGCCUAUGGUCAGGCCGCACCUGGAUCCCCUCCAGUUCGCCUACCAGCCCCGGAUUGGAGUUGAGGAUGCCCUCAUUUACCUGCUGAACCGCAUCUACGCCCACCUGGACAAGCCGGGGAGCACUGUGAGGGUCACGUUCUUUGACUUCUCCAGUGCUUUCAAUACCAUCAGGCCUGCUCUACUGGGUGACAAGCUGACGGCGAUGCUGGUGAAUCCCCCCCUUGUGUCCUGGAUUGUGGAUUACCUCACUGGCCGACCACAGUACGUGCGCUUGCGGCACUGUGUGUCAGACACAGUGGUCAGCAAUACCGGGGCUCCACAAGCUCAACACAACAAAGACAAAAGAGCUGGUGGUGGAUCUGAGGAGAACGAGGACACCAGUGACCCCAGUUUCCAUCCUGGGGCAUAA
Messenger RNA from Epinephelus moara (kelp grouper), 2003 nucleotides. RefSeq lists its product as uncharacterized. The transcript is spliced from 3 exons. Lineage: Eukaryota; Metazoa; Chordata; Actinopteri; Perciformes; Serranidae. The record is from RefSeq and is a predicted model, not a curated record. Bases 9 to 2003 code for a protein of 664 amino acids.